Messenger RNA from Castor canadensis (American beaver), 561 nucleotides. Lineage: Eukaryota; Metazoa; Chordata; Mammalia; Rodentia; Castoridae. The record is from RefSeq and is a predicted model, not a curated record.
AUGGUUGCAUAUGAUGAUGCCCUUUCUUGCAAGGGAAGCAAGGAAAUGGUUUUAUCUCCAGAAGUGAUGUUGGAAGCCUCUGCAGAAAACAUUUUACAGCAGGAUUUUUGUCAUGCUAUCAAGGUGGGAGUGAAAUAUACCCAACAAAUAAUUCAGGGAAUCCAGCAGUUGGUGAGAGAAAUCGGUGUUACCAAGAGGACACCUCAGAAGUUAUUUACCCCUUCGCCAGAAAUUGUGAAACAUGCUCAUAAACUCUCCAUGGAAAGACUCUAUGCAGUUUUUACAGAUUAUGAACACGAUAAAAUUUCUAGAGAUGAAGCUGUUAACAAAAUAAGAUUAGAUACAGAGGAACAACUAAAAGAAAAAUUUCCAGAGGUCGAUCCAUAUGAAAUAAUAGAAUCCUUCAAUGUUGUUGCGAAGGAAGUUUUUAGAAGUAUUAUUUUGAAUGAAUACAAAAGGUGUGAUGGACGAGAUAUGACUUCACUUAGGGAUAUAAGUUGUGAGGUAGAUAUGUUUAAAACCCUUCAUGGAUCAGCAUUAUUUCAGAGGGGACAAACACAG